Molecule: messenger RNA, 2034 nt
Organism: Owenia fusiformis
Lineage: Eukaryota; Metazoa; Annelida; Polychaeta; Sabellida; Oweniidae
Source: the annotation of a GenBank genome assembly
AAAAAACCUAAUAUUAAUCAACCAUUAUUGAAAGCGUUUUUUGAUUAAAUAUAUUUUCCUCAAUCCUGUUGCCCAUGAACCCGGAAGUGAUUAUUCGUAAACAUGGACAUGCUGGAAAUCGUGAUGUGAUUUCAAUAAACGUGGAUAUUUACCGCAAUUAUAGUAGGAUUUUGAAACUAUGGCAGUCCCAACGUGUAUUAGAUUUUUCUACUUGACAAUUUGUGCAAUUCAAAUAGUAUGGAGUCAAGCUUUGGACACUGACCCUUAUUUCCCAAACUCUCCCCAUGCAGCUGUUCAAUUUGGUCCAAAAACAAAAGAGGAAAUCCAGUCAGAGAGCGAUAAUAAAUCAGAGGAACCUCUAUGGCCAGAUGGAGUUGGACCAAAAAGUAAAUGGGGUAUGGCACAAGAGAUUUUAGAUGAGGGUCGGGACCCAAAUACUCUACCCUCAACUGUUCGUAAAUUUGACAAGCCACUCAUAUUGUGGUGGUAUCCUGGCCUAUUUCCACAUCAGGACUAUACGACAAUUGAGUGUAGUGUUGGACAGUGUCGUACUACUAAUAAUAGACAUCAUUUGCAAGACCCUAAAACAAGAGGAGUCAUUUUGUAUGGUACUGAUUUUGCCAUCGAAGACCUUCCAUUACCAAGGUUACCACAACACGAAUGGGCCCUUAUACAUGAGGAAUCACCUAUGAAUAAUCAUAUGUUAACCCAUUACCCAUUGCUCAGGCAAUUCAACCAUACUGCAACAUUCCGAAGAGAAUCUGAUUUUCCGUUAACCAGUCAGAACAUUUAUUCCUUAGAUUAUCUCACUGAGAAACAACCUGUGCCAACUGACAUUAAAAAUGCCUUAAAAGCAAAAGAUGACCUUGCACCAAUAGUUUACAUUGCAUCUCAUUGUGAUAUUUCAUCAGAUCGUGAUAGAUAUGUGUUAGAACUUAUGAACCACAUUGAUGUUGAUUCUAUUGGAUCUUGUAUACACAACAAGGAUAUUCCACUCCAGUGGAGGGAUCCUGUAGAAUCCAUGGAAGCAGAUCUAUUUUUGAAACACAUUGCUUCAUAUAAAUUCCACUUAGCAUUUGAAAAUGCCAUAUGUGAUGACUAUAUGACCGAGAAGUUGUAUAGGUCACUACAUGUGGGCUCUGUGCCCAUAUAUAGAGGCUCACAAUUGGCGAAGGAUUAUAUGCCUAAUAACCACUCAAUAAUUAUGGCAGAUGAUUUCGCUUCCCCCAAAGAUCUCGCAGAAUUCAUUAAAAAACUAGACAGUGAUGAUGCAGCAUAUGAAACAUAUCUAGAGUACAAGACAAAAGGCAUUACCAAUCAGUAUAUGAAGAAUGAUGUGAAAAAUAGAAAAUGGGAAAAGUUUGGUGCAAAUGAGAAAUCUAUGUUUUCUUCAUUCGAGUGCCAUGUUUGUGAUAAAUUGGUUGAACGAAUGGCAGAGGAGGCAGAGCACAAAGAAGACCCCUCGUACCCAGCUCCCAAGCCUCAUUUUGCAGAGUCGUCACAUUUGUCUUGCCCUCAACCUUAUACAUCUAUUGGAAAUCCAGAUGACUAUGAAGAAGAUGUUGAUCCUUGGAUGAAGAUGGGAUGGAUUGAGGAUUACUGGAAUGGGCUCGAUAAAGCCCUGGCAAUACGGGACAUGCUAGAUGCCAAGGAAAAAGAUCCUACCACAUAUCACAAAUACUGGGAAAAAGUACUUGAUAGGCAGUCAAACAGAAAAAUUGAACUCUAAAUCAAUUUCUCUUGAAGAAUACUCAUUCAAUAUACUGUAGGCUACUCCUGGUAUUGCUCGCGUGUGUUUUAAUUUCACUUUGUUCACAAUCGCAAACAUUUAUCAUCAUGAAAUGUUUCUUUUAAAUCCCGGGAAUUUGUUAAAUUAGUAUUUACCUGGGAUUAUAUUUCAUUUAUUUAUAUGAAUAUUAUCGUCAAGUGUUGUUGGGCGAUAAUUUGAAAAAAAUCUAAAAUAUCUAUUAUUUUGAGUUGGCUUAUUGGGCCAUUACUCAAAUCUGCAAAAUUAAAUAGCCGUGAAACUGCAAU